Molecule: messenger RNA, 1430 nt
Organism: Megalopta genalis
Lineage: Eukaryota; Metazoa; Arthropoda; Insecta; Hymenoptera; Halictidae
Source: RefSeq, a predicted model, not a curated record
UUGCAAUUACUAUCGAUUGCACAGUACAAGAUCUCUCUCGUCGCUGUCGAUGCGUUCGUUGCACGUUGGCAGUAACCAAGAAAAUUAAUCGGCGAAGAUCAGUUAGGCGCCUAAACAGUUGGAGCUUGAUCAGAUAGUCAGCAUUGGGGAUACAAUCGUUGCUAGUGAUUCUCAGACAAGAAAGUUGGGACUGCCAAUAUGUUGAAGUUUUCGCUGACGUUCCUUGCAAUAACCUUAGUUGCACUUUUCGUUGUGGAGCUCUCGAGUGGUCAACCUACAAAUGGCUCACAAUCAACCAUCAACAACAAUACAGAAGAAAGUACGUUAUCGUCCCGACAACCCGGAGGAAAAAUCUGCUGUACGCCGACUUUAGAUAGAAACGAUUACAUUGUUACGCCGGGGCUGGGAGCCCACAAGCUUCAUAAGCGGGGAGUGACGUGGAACGAUGCGCGAUUGAUCUGUCUGAUGGAAGGAGCUCACUUGGCCCUGUUAGAUUCCGCGAGAAAAGCGGCCCUGUUCGAAGACUGGAUGACAAAAGAGUCUAAGUCGCUUGCCUGGAUAGGCUUCCACGAUCUGUUUCAGGAAGGGUCCUGGACCACUGUGACCGGCGAGUUGGUCGAUACAAUGGCGUAUCAACCAUGGGCUAAAGGCCAGCCCAACAAUUUCGGGAAUAUACAGCACUGUGGGUUCAUCUGGAACCAGAACAAGAAUGGUAUUGGGGCUCACGACGGCCCGUGCGCUAACAACUAUUCGUUCAUCUGCGAAAUCAAUUUGUGUAGCGCUUUAAAUCCUAUUACAGUUUCGAAUGGAAAGCUGGGUAACUGAGCUCAUAGCUCGGCUUUCGAGCGUGAUUAACGUAGGUUAGAUGUCCCAGUUUUCGCGCAUGUCUUAAUUUCUGUGGCCCCGGAUUAGGAUUGUAUUGAAAAAGAAAGUUUUAUAUAUGAAUUGAUGAUCUAUACUUUUUUAUUAGGCUUAUCCAUCAAUAUGUAAGAGUGGGGAUGAGGUAUUAAUUUAUAUAUAAAACCUUUAUUUUUCUAUAUAUUUUUUGUAUGUAUUCUACGUAAAAAUAUGAAAGAUACGUUUGACGUAUUAAUUAUUUCAAUCGACACUUAUAUUGAUGAACACUCUGUCGACCUGACUGCAACCUAGCUAAAUGUAAGGGUUUGCAUGGAUGGAUGAAAAGGGCACAGCUUUCUUUGAAAGACAAACGCAUUCUGUUUCAAGUUCUCGCCAAGCAAUGAAUGUCACGACUGUCACGCUGUCAAGAUAUGAAAGGAAUAGUGUUUGCUCGUUGCGAAAGUUGCGAAAAAUAUGUUUCCUGUCACUCAGUUCUUUAUAGCUAACAAUUGACAAUAAUUAUCAUAAAUAUAAUAGGCAAAUUCAUGUAACUCACUUUUAUAUAAUACAUCUAAUUAGCUUUGAGCAGAUGA